AGCGAAUGGUGGGUAAACAAUGUAAACAUUGUAUUUCAUGAUUGAAAGUUGAGGGUAUAAUUGAAAUCAUUUGAGUUUAGUGAUUAACUGCUUCUAAUGUUCAUAGAUUAUAAUUAUACAAGUUUAGUUGGAUAUGUAUUUUAAUCUAAUUAAAUAUUAAACUUAAUGUAUAUAAAUAGCUUAGAAGUAUUUACAAGCAAAGGUUAAUGUCGUUAAUGUAAAAUAAAGAUCAAUAUAGAAAUGUAUUAUCUUGUUGGCAACAUUGGUUGUCUUUGUUCAAUUGAAAUGAAUUGAUUACUUACUGGUCGCUGAUAAAAAUAGCUUCUAAGUGUUGCUGAAUAAAUUAUCAAGUACUUUAAAUAUAAAGUGUGGUGAUUAUUUACGAUUCCUGUGGUUCCCGUAGUACGGUUAUCGUACAAAUCAGAAGUGACGAUCCUGGAAAAGAACCUACGUCGCCUGGAACCGAGGUAUUUGACCCCGAGUGAAGAUCAAACAAUGCUCCUCCUCAUUCUCAUCAUCAGUUCAGCAUCAGCGCAGACCUUCCAGCAGUUCUGUCUCCCCUUCCACAACAACUACUACCAACCAACCAUCAUCAAAGAAGGCGUCAAAGAUGUGCAAAAACUAGUACUUAACCGGAAUGAUAAUACUCUAUACUUCAUCUUUAACCGAGUUGGAGAUGCUGGAUAUAGUUUAGGAUAUGUAAAUCUAGAUACAAAGCUUGCAGGAGUAGUGGAUGGUAUUAGAAAUGCUUCAUCAGUAACUGUCGAUCAAGUUAAUAACGUGGUAUAUGCGGGUGGCAAAGAAGGUCUAUACAUUGUUAAAUCCAUAGAUGAUAGGAAAGAGAUUGAAAAAAUGCCAGUCUUUCACGAUAUUUAUGACAUUUUCUUUAAAGGUGUUCUCUAUUUUAGCACAAAAAGACGUGAAGCAUUUAGAGUUAGAAAUAACGUAGUUUAUAGACUUCCAGCGUUAGCAGGUGUGUCGGUUGAAAAAAUACUGUUAGAUGAUGAUAAUAACAUACUUUUUACUGCAAAUAGGAAGUUAUUUAGACUUAAAUUAGGUACCAGAGAUAUCGCAGUACAUGAAGAUUUACUUGUAGACGGUAUAACAGUGGAUGUAGACUUUAUACCUUUCGUGACGACAACUCAAGGUGUAUACGUGUAUAAUAAAUAUAAGUAUGCUUUAGAUCCGGUGUCAAACGAAAGGCUUAGGAGUCUGAAUGCGAUAACGUUUAGUAAAGACGAUGAAUUGAUAUAUGAAGCCGCGGGGAAUAUUUAUAAACUUACUAGGUGUCAGUGAUAUUUAUAUUUGUAUUUAUUAAAAAAGAUUUACUUUAAAA
This is a messenger RNA of Cydia pomonella (codling moth), 1336 nucleotides long. Its product is annotated as ommochrome-binding protein-like. NCBI's taxonomy places the organism in Eukaryota, Metazoa, Arthropoda, Insecta, Lepidoptera, Tortricidae. The record is from RefSeq and is a predicted model, not a curated record. The transcript is spliced from 2 exons. The coding region runs from base 496 to 1296 and encodes 266 amino acids.